AUGUCCCCAGCGCUUUCCAGGCUGUUUCUCCUUGUGGCUGUACUAUGGUCUGAGAGUUUCUCUAGAUUUCCUGAACUUUGCCUUGAUGAUCCCGACUACGAUGAGCUGGUGAAGAUUGCCGAAAAUGGGCUUGGAAAGGCAGCUCAUCCAGUGGAGGUGGUCAUUGUAGGGGCAGGCAUAAGUGGACUCACUGCUGCCAAACUGCUCAGAGAUGCCGGUCACAUGGUUACAGUUCUGGAAGCCAGUGGUCGUGUGGGAGGACGAGUCAGGACCUAUCGAGAUGAGACACAAGAUUGGUAUGUGGAGUUGGGAGCCAUGCGUUUGCCAAGCACCCACAGUAUUGUUCGUCAAUUUAUUAGGCAAUUCUCCCUUACGCUAAACAAGUUUUCUGAGACGGAUGACAACGCCUGGUAUUUGGUUAAUGGUGUCAGGACAACAGCUGGGAAUGUCAAAAAGAACCCAGAUAUCUUGAGUUAUACUCUGGCUCCCUCAGAGAAAGGCAAAUCUGCUAAGGAACUUUAUAAAGAAAUUCUGCAGAAGGCCAGAGAGAAGUUCCAGAGCACAGAUUGCGAAAAGUUGCUGGAUCGGUAUGACAGCUUUUCCACCAAGGAGUACUUGAUUAAAGAAGGGAAAUUAAGCCAUGGGGCUGUACAGAUGAUCGGAGACUUGAUGAAUGAGGAUGCUGGAUUCCACAUGUCAUUUCUUAAUUCUCUCAUGGAGUUUAAUAUCUUCUUUCAUGAAGACGGUUUUGAUGAGAUCACAGGGGGAUUCGACCAAUUGCCCCUGGCCUUCUACCGGUCUAUGCCUGGAGUUGUCCAGCUGACCUGCACAGUAGAGCAGAUAAAAUACAUUGGUAACAAGGUCCAAGUAUUGUACCAUAGUGCACACGACAUAUGUAGCCCCUCCUCAGUGAUGGCUGACUAUGUCCUUGUCACAGCCACAGCAAAAGCCACGAGACUUAUCAAAUUUCUGCCACCACUUUCCUCCAAUAAGACCCAUGCCCUGCGCUCCAUUCACUAUGCCACCGCUACCAAGGUUGCCUUGGCCUGCACUGAAAAGUUCUGGGAGAAGGAUGGGAUUCGAGGUGGGCCAUCAGUCACAGAUCGUCCUUCUAGAUUCAUCUACUAUCCCAACCACAAUUUCUCUAGUGGGGUGGGGGUGAUUGUGGCUUCCUACACGUGGAACGACGACGCUGAAUUCUUUCUUUCCAUGAGUGAUGAGAAGUGCAUUGAUGUGGUACUGGAGGACCUGGCAGAAAUCCACAACAAAUCCACAAAGUAUCUCCGGUCUGUCUGUAAUAAGCAUGUGAUACAGAGAUGGAACCUGGACAAACAUUCCAUGGGAGCAUUUGCCUCAUUCACCCCCUACCAGUUUGCUGACUAUUCCGGGCCUUUGUUUCAGAAUGAAGGGAGGGUCCACUUUGCAGGAGAACACACAGCCCAGCCUCACGCCUGGAUCGACACUGCUAUGAAAUCUGCUGUGAGAGCAGCAAGGAACAUCCACUUAGCUAGCAAUCUGUCGUGGGGGAAACAUCAGCUGCAGAAGCAGCAAGAACAACAAGAGCAGAAGCAGGAAAGGGAUGACUGGGUUCAAAGAGUUGAACUUUAAUUGCUUUAUGGGUGUUUAAGGAAGGCACAACUGAGGAGGGAAUUAGAAACUGCACUGCUAAUCUCCUUCAGGGGGCCAGAUCCUCAACUGGUGUAAAUUGGUGUAUUUCCAUUGAAGUCAAUAGAGCUAAACCACUCAACACCAGUAGAUGAUCUGGUCCCAAAUCCGGUGUAUGUAACUUGAGAUUGUUCUGUCUCCUUUGAAAUAUUAAAUAGAACUACUACAGUAUACAAAUCAUUGGUUUCAUUAAUCAAAAUCAUUACUGAUCUAAUACAAAGCACUAACCUGUUCUUUAUAAAUAGAAAAAAUAAUUGUUCUUUAGCAUCCUAUCAACAAAGGAAUAAAUGGAAAUAAUCUAAUAUUGCUUUUAUUUUGUUCAUUAGUUGUAAAGUAUGAUAUUUUGCAGUAGUGAUGCUAUGAAAUAUGUAAGGGUGAGGGAACAGCUUAUUCCUAAACCAAUUCUAGUCAGUUACACUUUUCAAAACAUGUUUCUAACAGUGCAAAUAAACAAAACCAGGCAUGCACUGAUGGCCUUAAACCCUAGGCCCUGUCUAGACUAGAAUUGUUGGUCAUGUCAUCACUAAGGUUGAUUGACAUGUGGGGUGAACUCACAUGAUGAUGAAUGCAAAUAUAGAUACUCCCCAGAUGUAUGUAUGUUGGUCAUGGUUCAAUUUAGGGCUCAGGAACCAGAUCGGGAAACAAUGUUUGUGUCACUGAACAAACAAGGACACAAAUUUUCAUCUAGAGAGGGCCCUCUGGGUGAUUUCUUUUCAAAGAAAAUGUGAAUUAACCCCCCCCACACACACACCCUUCUAUCUGGGCAGGAACUGUACCUUUCUUAGCUGGGCCACACACUUUAAAACAAUAGGCAUGAGAAGCAGAUGAAACCCCCCUUCAGGAGGGCUAUCCCUCCAGCCCCACCCCUUCUGCCUGAGGCCCCCACCCUUCCCCCCCAGCUCAACCCCUGGAGCUGCAAGGCCCCCCCAGCCCCCGCGAUUGGAGGAGCCCCAGCUGAACUGCCCCGACCCCCGGGCUGCCCUGAGCCAUCCUGAGCCACCCCGGCCCGGGCCACCCUGAGCUCUGGGCGACAAGCUGGCCUGAGCCCCAAGCUCCGUGUGACCAGAUGGAGCUGAGCCCCUGCCAGCUUCCAGGGAGAGGCGAGUGAGGAGGGAUGCAGCAUGCAGCCUCACAGAAGAGGGAGGUGGAGGAGAGGAGGGACUCACCAGGCAGCAGCAGGCGAUGCAGGUCUCAGGGAAGGCGGGGAGGAGGAGAAAAGGAACGCAGUGAGCAGUGGGGACUUCUGGGAGAGGGGAUUGGAGUGGAGGAGAGGAGGGACUCAGCCAGGCAGCGACAAGUGGUGGUGGAUUUGGGGCAAGGGGCGGAGCAUGGCCAGGAAGAGGCGGAGCACAGGCGGGGCCACCACGGCCCAGGUGUCUGGCGGCAGCUCUGCCAGGGGGGUCUUAGCCUUCCUUGGCCUAUUAUACCUGUCGUGCAUAGCCAUAGGCAUAGUUUGACUUCUAUAUUUGGGGGGUAGCUCCAGUCAGGCAACAUAAAAGAGGACAGGUCACUCUUAUAGAGCGAUCUGGAUUGCUUAUUAAGUUGGGCCCCAGCAAAUAAUUUGCACUUCAGUAUGACCAAAUGUAAACUCAUACAAUUAGGCACAGAAUGCAGGCCAAAGUUAUAGGAUGAUCACCCAGUGGGAUCUGUGCUGGGGAGAGGCCUUCAUAAAAGCUCCCUCUGUGGCCAGCCAAGGUGUGGACUUUCGCUGUUGGCUUGAACUAGCCCCCUAAGUCAGUGUGUGUAUGGGGGUGCAGCUAUAUACCUGUCUCCUAUGUAAAUUAAGCACGGUGGAACAAAAAACAAUGGAAGCUCUAUUUGCAUAGAAAUCACUGGAUGGAUGCUAGAGGGGAGAGCUCUUACAGGCUGAAAAGGAGGGGUCCUUCAACUAAGAUGGG
Messenger RNA from Chrysemys picta bellii (western painted turtle), 3563 nucleotides. RefSeq names its product L-amino-acid oxidase-like. Gene Ontology annotation, molecular function: L-amino-acid oxidase activity. The record is from RefSeq and is a predicted model, not a curated record. NCBI's taxonomy places the organism in Eukaryota, Metazoa, Chordata, Testudines, Emydidae. Gene Ontology annotation, biological process: amino acid catabolic process.